UUUGAUAGUGGUGAAUAAAAAUAUUUCCAUUCGAAAAAAAUGAAAAGACAAAAAUUCUAAAAAAAUAAAAAAAGCAAAUCCCCAUUUCCCUCCUAAUUCGUGGAGCCAAAACCCAAUUUCCAAUUUCACUCAAUUUUCAUUUUUCUGUAAAUCCCACCUCUUCAUCUCUUCAGAGUCAUCAAUGGAAGAAAUCCCUCUCUCAGAAAACAACUCUUCGCCUUCUGAUUCACCUCUUCCAAACACCCAACUGAGAAUUUCAUCUUCUCCAGCUUCAAUGGCAGAAACCCUCGAUAGGUCUCCGCCAUUUUCCCAACCUGACGCCAUGGACGGCCUUGCUUUGGCUUCUAUGCCCAAAAAUGCAGAUGGGUCUUCGCCUCUGAAAGCCCUGGGCGACCCAUCGCCGGAUUCUUCUUUACCAAACCCUAACGGCUCUUCACCAAUUUUUGAACAAGAACAAGGAGAACAAGAAGAAGAAGGUGAACAUUCUCUACUGCCUUCGCCUCUCAAUCUUGCCGGUAAUAAUUUAUCAAAUUGUGAAUCGAAUUCUUCCGAUUCAUUGCGAUUUUCGUCUUCUUGGUUCUCUCCGUGGACUUCAUCGUCUUCUACCAAGGAUUCGCUGAUUUCUUUACAAUCCCAGUAUCCCAUGGAAAAAACCAAACCCUCUAUGGUGAGUGCAGGGCUUGCAAAUCUAGGUAACACAUGCUUUAUGAAUGCAAUCCUGCAGUGCUUUACACACACUGUGCCGCUCUUGGAGAGUCUUCGUUCUUCCAAUCAUUCGAUGCCCUGUGAUUGUGGUAGUGAAGGAUUCUGCAUUCUUUGUGCUCUUCGUGAUCACAUUGAUCUUUCAAUAGCUUCUUCAGGAAGAGUUAUUUCACCAUGGAAACUUGUUGACAAUUUGAAUCAUAUCUCAUCUUACUUCCAAAGAUACCAGCAAGAAGAUGCACAUGAGUUUUUGCAGUGUUUUUUAGAUAAACUUGAGAGAUCUUCUUUGGAUUGUAUGAAAAAGGAUGAGAGUUACUCUGUGCAAGAUAAAAACCUUGUGGAAAGGGUUUUUGGUGGUCGUCUCCUAAGCAAACUCCGAUGUUGCAAUUGCGGUCACUGUUCUGACACGUAUGAACCUCUGAUUGAUCUGAGUCUGGAGAUUGAAGAAGCAGAUACACUUCCAAGGGCUCUGGAGUCCUUCACUAAGAUAGAAAAUAUCAAUGACUCUGAGACAAAGUUUACAUGUGAGAAGUGCAAAGAAGAAGUGUUGGUGGAGAAACAGCUUGUGGUUGUCCAGGCCCCUCAAGUUGCUGCAUUUCAUCUAAAGAGAUUUAAGACUGAUGGAUCUAAUGUUCAGAAGAUUGAAAAACAUGUAGAGUUUCCUCUGGAGUUGGACUUGAAGCCAUACACCAGUGGCAAUGACAUUGACAGCGAUGUGGAAUUGAAGUACGAACUUUAUGCAAUUGUUGAGCAUGUUGGGUUCUCAUCUACUUCUGGGCAUUACUUUUGCUUCAUUCGGUCGUCUCCAGAUACAUGGCAUAGGUUGGAUGACUCAAGGGUCACUAGGGUUCGAGAAGAAUUUGUUCUAUCACAGGGGGCAUACAUUCUGUUCUAUGCAAGGAAGGGUACUCCCUGGUUUUCGAGUGUAGUGGAAGCACUAAAGCCAUGCUUGGAUCCAGCUAUUAUGAGUACAUCACCUGUGUCGGUUCUAGAGAAUGUUGAGAACAUCAGUAAUUUAUCUCCUAGUGUGAAUGAUGUUCAUUGUCGUGCUGCCAAUGAACCCACCAAUGCUCGUGAGAUGAUUACUCUUUCGUUGAGUCCAGUGAGACCUAAAGGAGUUGAGGUCUCUGACACUAGAGGUGCAGCUAGUGGACUUUCUGAACGGAUUAACGGAUCUAGGCGUGAUGCUGGUUGUUCCAAGGAGACUAUAGAUACUGAUGCUGUCAUUGAUGCUUCGACUCCAGGUCGGGGACGAAACAAUUUUGAUAAAAUGUCACUCAAAACUGAGAAUAUAUGUAGUACAUCAACUCUUGUUGGAAGUGGCUGUCAUAAAGGGUCUGCUAGAGUUAUUCUCCAACCUAUGACGCCACCUAGAUCUCCAAGUCCAGAUUUGGUUUUUGAGUCUCCAGAACCAAGUUUUCGUCUUCCACAUGAUCAUGUGAAGUCAGCAGACAACGUGACAUGUAAAAGAUCAUUGAACAAUGUUAUUCGAAUGGAUCAUUUGAAGUCAGCGGACAAUGCGUUGUGUAAAAGAGCUUCGAACAAUGUUGUAGAUGAUGCAGAGAGAACUGAAGCUCUCAGAUAUCUUUCAAAAAAAAGUCUGACUAAGGGGAGGGCAAGUCAACUCUUAGCUGCCAUGGUAGGACCUCAGAGUGGAAGUUCUUUGGACAAGAAACGGAAGAGAGUGGGAUCAUCGCCGUGCAAAAAGGUCAGCCGUGGUGGCGGCAGCCUUAAAACCAACCACACCAUGCGUCCUGUGACAGCUGCAUUACGCUGAGUGCGGUUUUUUUGUGGGAUAUUUUCGCUAUGAAGUUCAUUUGGUUGAUCAUUUGCCUUUUAAGCUGUCUAGUUAAGCAACAAAUGUAAAGAUGGUUUGUUCAAAUAUUUCAUUUGAACAGAAACAAAAAGAAGAUUUGAUCUUAUAUUGUAGGUGCAAAAUCCUGUAGAGUGUGUUUAUCAUUAUAAUUUUUGGCACAGGAGGAAAUUCAACCGAUGAGGAGAUUUUGAUUCG
Pyrus x bretschneideri (Chinese white pear) is the source of this 2713-nucleotide messenger RNA. Its product is annotated as ubiquitin carboxyl-terminal hydrolase 21. NCBI's taxonomy places the organism in Eukaryota, Viridiplantae, Streptophyta, Magnoliopsida, Rosales, Rosaceae. Gene Ontology annotation, cellular component: nucleus; cytosol. The record is from RefSeq and is a predicted model, not a curated record. Gene Ontology annotation, biological process: protein deubiquitination. The coding region runs from base 182 to 2479 and encodes 765 amino acids. The transcript has 8 exons. Gene Ontology annotation, molecular function: cysteine-type deubiquitinase activity; cysteine-type endopeptidase activity.